Messenger RNA from Aspergillus calidoustus, 1776 nucleotides. Lineage: Eukaryota; Fungi; Ascomycota; Eurotiomycetes; Eurotiales; Aspergillaceae. The record is from the annotation of a GenBank genome assembly.
AUUAACCGCAAGGGUUAUCUUUGCCGGACGGCUAAGCCAUCCUCCCUUGUGUGCGAAGUCUGGGCAGCCCUUACUGAGCUCUACUACAGGCAACAUGGCCGACUUUGACAUCGCAAUCUAUGGGUCUACGUCUGGAGCAGUGGCAGCUGCCAUCCAGGCUGCACGGUUAGGGCGAAAGACAGUCCUCAUCUCGCCGGAUGAACACAUUGGUGGAAUCCAGAUCGAAGGUCUUGGUUCAACCGAUAUCGACAAUCAGGUCGAGUUCCAGAAUAGCACUGCGGUUGGCGGACUGGCGCUGGAGCUGCAUCGGCGACUCAGCACACACUAUGGCAGGCUUUCCCAGCUCGAAGAGGUUGUUGCAAAGCGCCUCAAGGUUCCUGAGAUGUGGAAGUUUGAGUCUUCUGUCUUAAAGAGGAUUCUUGCCGAGUGGCUUGCGGAGUAUCCCGAGCUUGUGGUUGUCAGGGCUGCCCUCAUUGAAGACCCCUCAGCUGUAUCCAGAAUUGGCCCCAUCGUAACCUCCAUUCAACUCACCAAUGGCCAGUCAAUCAGCGCUCGAUACUUCAUCGAAGCCACCUACGAAGGCGAUCUCCUCGCCGCUGCAGGCAUAACUACCGUCGUCGGCCGCGAACCCUCAACAACCUACAAUGAAUCCCUCGCUGGCGUCCGAGCCGACACUCGCUACACGCAAUUCGACGUUCCCGUCGACCCCUACCGCACGCCUGGCAACCCAUCCAGCGGUCUUCUCUACGGAAUCUCUCCCGAACCAUUUGGCAACCCCGGCGAUGGAGAUGCACACCUCCAGGCAUACUCGUACCGUCUCCCACUCACAGACAUCGAGAGUAACAAAGCUCCCCUCGAGAAACCAGAGGGGUACGAUGCGUCUCAUUACGAGCUCCACCGUCGGUAUAUCCAGGCCGGUGGGAAGUUGUAUACACCGCGUCUGCGGGGUGUGCCGAAUCGCAAGACAGAUCUCAUUGGGUCGGAGGCUGUUCUUGCGACAGAUUUGCUGGGUAUGAAUGAUGACUGGCCGACGGCAAGUCGGGCGAGACGCGAGGAGAUUCUCGAGGAGACGAGGAGGUUUACAAUGGGGCUGCUUUGGUUCUUCGCAAAUGAUGAGGCUGUUCCUCCCUCCAUCCGCAAAGCCUGGUCUGACUUCGGCUAUUGCCUCGACGAAUUCCCCGAUAACAACCACUUCCCACGCCGUCUGUACGUCCGUGAUGCGCGCCGAAUGGUCUCUGACUACGUGAUCACCCAACACACGGCAUCCGAGCCCGAGGACACAGAUCCCGCCUCCACAACCAAAUCUGAGCCUGAGCCUGUCGCGGUAGCGUACUGGCCCACCGACACGCACUGCGCACGGCGUGUCGUGCGCAAUGGCCUCGCCCAUAACGAGGGCUUCGUGUUCAAGGAGCACGGCCACAAAUGGAAGCCUUUUGGGAUUUCGUAUCGCGCGCUUGUUCCUACGCGGGGGGAGGGGGUGAAUGUCCUCUCUGUGACAUGUCCGAGCUCGAGCCAUGUUGGUUAUGGCGCUGUCCGGCUUGAGCACCAAUUCUACGCGCUUGGUCAAGCGGCUGCGAAUGCGUGUGAUAUUGCACUUUCUCAUGCCUCUAUGGACUCGGCCUUGGAUGUGCAAGAUGUUCCGUAUGAUGUGCUCAGGGGAAGGUUGCUUAAGCAGGGGGCUGUAAUUGAUGCGUCUAGUGUAGGGAAGCCUGACUUUAGUCUUUUGUAGCUCUUGACACACUAUCCUGGUAUAACAUCUCUAAAUCAAUAUCGAUG